Molecule: messenger RNA, 1629 nt
Organism: Mya arenaria
Lineage: Eukaryota; Metazoa; Mollusca; Bivalvia; Myida; Myidae
Exons: 4
Coding region: 400-1629 (409 amino acids)
Source: RefSeq, a predicted model, not a curated record
UAUUGUUAGUGUUUUUAACAUAAUCAUUUUGGUGCCUGAAAAUGCUUGAAAAUAAUAUGACUUUAAUUCGAAAUUAAAAUUCGAAAGCAUAAACAUGCCUUAUAUAGACAGCGGUGAAGAGUCAUUCGUUAUAAAAAACACACAUUUAUUCAUAAAAGGUACAGAUUUCGAUGUGGAAUUCUGGAAAACGUGUAAUAAAUAGAGUACAUGAUUAAAUUGGGAUCUGUGGAUGGUAUGAAAAUAGGUACUAUUUUGAAAUAGUUCAAUGCCAUUUUAGAUGGUUUUAUCCUUUAUUGGUGUUUCGGUGAGGAAUACUUAAAACGCCCAAAGAUUGCCGAAUGUCAAUUAUAGAAUAUUAAGGAUAAUGUUUUCACUGUAGUAACCCGACUAUCUUUAACAAUGUAUGAAUAUUAUAAACAGUUUCCUACACCCGGAAGCCAGAACUGGCUUAAGGGGUCAGUUGCUGUUAAUAUCACCAAAAGAGGACUGGCACCGUUUGCUUUUAAGGUAUGUGAUGACAUUCGCGUUGAAAAGUUAAAAUUGGCAAUAAAACAACAUUUUCCUGACCUCUGUGGGAAUUGCUCAAUUGUUGAAGCUAUACCAUGUGAUCCGAAAAACAACAUAUGUAAUGCAGGACAAUGCCGUUUUCACAAGGAUCGUGUUUUUCGUCCGUGCCUUAUAGUAAAAUGUAACGAUUAUCGUAACACUGUAACCGACAAAAUCCAGAAAGGUAUCGAUAUAGGUUGCAUCUGCAAUAGCUGCAAAAUAACUGAAAUUGUAUCGUGUAAUCCGAGAAAUAAAGUCUGCAAUUCGGGAAGAUGCAGAUUCCAUAUGGAUCCAAAUACGAAACUAAACAUUCAUACAAGGCGAUGCCCGAAUAACAUUUGUGAUACGCUCCGAAAUGCCAUACAGCAGACACACCGAUUUGGAAAUCCAUCAUGGAAGAACACCGAUGCAAGGAAAUGGUGUGUAAACGCUUGGGAUAUUGCCAAGUGCUUUAUGCCUCCAGAUGGCUACGCAAAUGUGGACAAUGAAAACGACACUGACUUGAACGGGAUAAUAAGUGUCUACAUCAACUCUGACGAAUUUCAACAGUAUUUUACAGCUGACCUGUCCUUUCCGAAGAACAUCUGCGACAAGGUCCGCGAUGUCGGAAAGAAUAUUCGCCAUGCGCCCGGAUUGGAAGUUACUGACGAUGACUUGAAAGUUUGGCUAUCUGAUCUGAAAGCAUUGUUUUCUGACCCAACAUUCAAGAAUGACAAUCCCCUUGCAAAAGACGCACUAGACCAAUUGCAACAGCGGAUCAAGACUCCCAUUGACGUCAUGGUAAAUGACCGAGCGGAUGAAGACUCCCAUUCCCGUCAUGAUGAGUCAAACAUAGCAAUAAUGGUGAUGGAAAGGGCAACACCAUUUAUAGAUGAGUCAAACAUAGCAAUAAUGGUGAUAGAAAGGGCAACACCAUUUAUAGAUGAGUCAAACAUAGCAAUAAUGGUGAUGGAAAGGGCAACACCAUUUAUAGAUGAGUCAAACAUAGCAAUAAUGGUGAUGGAAAGGGCAACACCAUUUAUAGAUGAGUCAAACAUAGCAAUAAUGGUGAUGGAAAGGGCAACACCAUUUAUAGAUGAGUGA